Messenger RNA from Monopterus albus (swamp eel), 1210 nucleotides. It is a transcript of the gene scn4bb, whose product is annotated as sodium channel, voltage-gated, type IV, beta b. The record is from RefSeq and is a predicted model, not a curated record. The transcript is spliced from 5 exons. Gene Ontology annotation, cellular component: voltage-gated sodium channel complex; plasma membrane. Gene Ontology annotation, biological process: cardiac muscle cell action potential involved in contraction; regulation of sodium ion transmembrane transporter activity; regulation of ventricular cardiac muscle cell membrane repolarization. Gene Ontology annotation, molecular function: transmembrane transporter binding; sodium channel regulator activity. NCBI's taxonomy places the organism in Eukaryota, Metazoa, Chordata, Actinopteri, Synbranchiformes, Synbranchidae. Bases 527 to 1141 code for a protein of 204 amino acids.
GCGAGAGAUGGAGGUGGAAUGCAGCCAAGGGAGAGGACAGGAAAAAGUUGUGAAAUAGCCAGAGGGACGGGGAGGGAGAACAUUCAGCUUCUGAGGAGGAAUGAGAGCAGUGGCAUUUUCGUCCUGUACGCCUGUCUCUGCAUUUCUGCCCGUCUUGUCUCCCAUCUCACUGCAAUGUGGCUGUCUCUGCAGUGAGAGUGCCGGCUGGUAGAUUCUCCUUGGAUGAACUCCGACAGUGCACAGAGAACAUUUGCUGUCCACACAGACUCAGCUGUGCAAGCAGCCUCCCUGCCUCUUAAGUGCGCACUGGCUGUAAGAGAAGUCUGUUCCACAGAGGAGUAGGCUCUCUACACCCAGGACUACUGUAGGGCGCAACACUGGAACGCGGAUCCAGACACAGAGACAACUUCCAGAUUUAAUCUAGUAUACCAAAGAGACCCAGGUGUGCUAAGGGAUAUUCUGCUAGUUAUCCUGAUCCAGGGCUGGAACCUGCAGCGCUAUUUGUUUUGGAGCAGAUCUGGCUGCCAUGGAGGUCCAGUGGGUUGGGGUUAAACCCUUGAGGCUGGGCCCUCCAUUCACGGCCGUCGGUCUGUUCUUCCUUAUGCUGCUUGGUGUUUGGUGUGCUCAGGCCCUAGAGAUGUUUGUGGGGAAGGUUCCUUUCCUGGAGGCACUGAAUGGCAGCACAGUUGUACUGCCAUGCUCAUACUCCAGCUGUAUCGGCAUCGAGAACCUUUACUUCAACUGGCAGUUCAAUGACAAUGGCACCAUGAAGAAGGUGUGUGAGUCAACGAUAAAAUCAGAGGGUGUGGAGCCAAAUGUAAAAAUAUUUCGAGAAAGGGUUGAGUUUGUUGGAAAGAACAACAAUGUCUCCAUCCUACUGUGGAACAUCACCUUUGACGAUGGAGGCCAGUACACUUGUUUUGGACGCAACCCAAAAGAGAAAGAUAGAAACCACAGUGCCAUCUUCAGUCUCAUUGUGGUGGACAAGUUGAGGGAGGUGGACAACACACUGACCAUCAUCAUAGCCUCAGCUGUGGGUGGAGCCAUUGCAUUGUUGAUGGGCUUCAUGUUGCUCAAGAACUUCAGUCUCUAUGUUCUUUCCAAGCUUGAGAAGAAAAAGUGCGUCUUCAUGGCUACUUAGAUAUUUAGCAGCAUUUCACACUGUUUUUUAUCAGAGCACAUUGUUGGAAAGAUCAUAUACUAUACAUCC